UCUAUAUAUAUAUAAUACUUCACCAGAAGACUCAAAUAUGAAUAAAUAGCAGUUACAUAUUUUCUUUGAGUUGUUUAUGUUUAUAAUCAUAUAGCUAGGUAGGAUGGGCGAUGGCAGUGUAAAACUUCCUCCUGGUUUUCGUUUCUGCCCAACUGAAGAAGAACUUGUGCUUCACUUUCUCUUUCGCAAGGCAUCACUCUUACCUUGCCAUCCCGACAUAAUUCCUGAUCUUGAUCUUUGUAUGCAUGAUCCUUGGGAACUUGAAGGUAAGGCAUUGUCAAGUGAAAGUCUAUACUACUUCUUCAACAAGGUUACAGAAAAUCGAGUCACAAAAAGUGGGUAUUGGAAGGAAUUACAGAUUGACAAACCUGUACUCACAAGUACUGGAAAGAAAGUGGGAAUCAAGAAAUAUCUUCUUUUCUGCAUUGGUGAAGGCCCAGCAGGUUUUGAAACCGCUUGGAUAAUGCAUGAAUAUCACCUUUGCAACUAUGGGGAGUGUAGUAAAUUGGUUUUAUGCCGAGUUCGGGAGAGGAAGGGCAAUCUUGCAGAAUGUUUCAGCAGCUACAGCGACGAUGAAGAUAAUGGAACAGAGCUUUCAACCCCAGAUGAAAUGUUUCUGUCAAUUAUAGAGGAUGAUCUUGAUGAGAUAAGUUUUGCCCGACUAGUCUAGUAUUGAUCAGUGUUAGAUUAGCUACUGAUAGUUAGGCCCUGUCCCUAUGUGUAUAUGGAAUGCAAAUCUUACUCAAAAGAAUAAAUUUGAUAUUUUAACAAGACCUUUUUUUUU
Alnus glutinosa is the source of this 784-nucleotide messenger RNA. Its product is annotated as NAC domain-containing protein 104-like. NCBI's taxonomy places the organism in Eukaryota, Viridiplantae, Streptophyta, Magnoliopsida, Fagales, Betulaceae. The coding region runs from base 104 to 670 and encodes 188 amino acids. Gene Ontology annotation, biological process: regulation of DNA-templated transcription; system development. The record is from RefSeq and is a predicted model, not a curated record. The transcript is spliced from 3 exons. Gene Ontology annotation, molecular function: DNA binding.